UCUGCGUCAGGUCUGCUGCUGGAGGACAACCCGUCCAUCAGAGCCAUCACCCUGGGUCACGGUCACAUCCUGCUGGGGACCAAGAACGGAGAAAUCCUCGAGAUCGACAAGAGCGGACCAAUGACACUGCUGGUUCAGGGUCACAUGGAAGGCGAGGUUUGGGGUUUGGCGGCUCAUCCUCUCCUUCCCGUCUGUGCGACCGUCAGCGACGACAAAACUCUGAGGAUCUGGGAGCUGUCCAACAACCACCGCAUGGUCGCUGUGCGGAAACUCAAGAAGGGUGGGCGGUGCUGCGCCUUCUCUCCGGACGGUAAAGCUCUGGCGGUCGGUCUGAACGACGGCAGCUUCCUGGUGGUGAACGCCGACACACUGGAGGACAUGGUGACCUUCCACCACCGCAAGGAGCUCAUCUCUGACAUCCGCUUCUCCCUAGACGCGGGGAAGUACCUGGCUGUGGCGUCACAUGACUCCUUCGUGGACAUCUACAACGUCCUGACCAGUAAGAGAGUCGGUAUCUGUAAGGGAGCCGGGAGCUACAUCACACACAUGGACUGGGACUCCAGAGGUAAACUGCUGCAGGUGAACACCGGAGCUAAAGAGCAGCUUUUCUUUGAGGCUCCACGAGGACGAAAACAGAACAUCAGUGUGGUCGAGUUCGAGAAGCUGGACUGGGCGAGCUGGACGUCUGUUCUGGGUCCGACCUGUGAGGGAAUCUGGCCGGCGCUCAGCUUCGUUAACUCCGCCUCCCUCACCAAAGAUCAUAAACUGCUCGCCACGGGAGACGACUUCGGCUUCCUCAAACUGUUCAGCUUCCCGUCCAGGGGACAGUUUGCUAAGUUUAAGAAGUACAUGGGUCACAGCACCAACGUCACCAACGUCCGCUGGUCCAACGACGACUCCCUCCUGCUGUCGGUGGGCGGGGCCGACACGGCGCUGAUGAUCUGGAGCAGAGAGCCUCCCGGUCACAAAGAGAGCAAAGCUGUGGACAGCGAGGAGUCGGACGACGACACCGAGGAGGACGGGGGGUACGACAGUGACGUGGCGCGGGAGAAGGCGGUGGACUAUGUCACAAAGAUCUACUCGGCCAGCAUCAGAAACAUGACGGGAACCCGACCUCACCUGCAGCACAAAGAGCUUCCUGUGGAGGAGAGACCUCCUGUGAGUCGAGCUGCUCCGCUGCCCGACAAGCUGCUGAGAAACAACGUGACCAAGAAGAAGAAGGUGGUGGAGGAGCUGGUGUUGGAACACGUCUUUGGCUACAGAGGCUUCGACUGUCGGAACAACCUGCAUUACCUCAACGACGGCGCUGACAUCAUCUUUCACACGGCCGCCGCCGUCAUCAUCCAGAACCUGUCUGCUGGAACUCAGAGUUUUUACCUGGAACACACGGACGACAUCCUGUGUCUGACUGUCAAUCAACACCCCAAAUAUCAAAACAUCAUCGCCACGGGACAGAUCGGUGACAUCAGCGACCUUCCAGGCCUCGCUCCAUCCAUCCAUGUGUGGGACGCUAUGACUAAGCAGACGCUGUCCAUCCUCCGCUGCUCCCACGCCAAAGGUGUCGGCUACGUCAACUUCAGCGCCACAGGGAAGCUGCUACUGUCGGUGGGGGUGGAGCCUGAACACACCAUCACAGUGUGGAGGUGGCAGGAAGGCUCCAAGGUGACGAGUAAAGGAGGCCACGCUGAGCGGAUCUUGGUGGUGGAGUUCAGACCGGACUCUGACUCUCAGUUUGUGUCGGUGGGGAUCAAACACAUCAAGUUCUGGACUCUUGUUGGAGGGUCGCUCGUGUAUAAGAAAGGAGUGAUCGGCUCGGUGGAGGACGGACGGAUGCAGACCAUGCUGUCGGUCGCCUUUGGUGCUAACAACCUGACGUUCACCGGUGCUAUCAACGGAGACGUGUUCGUAUGGAGGGAACACUUCCUGAUUCGUGUGGUGGCCAAGGCGCACAGCGGUCCGGUCUUCACCAUGUACACCACCCUCAGGGAUGGACUCAUCGUCACCGGGGGGAAAGAGCGGCCGACUAAAGAGGGCGGGGCCGUGAAGCUUUGGGAUCAGGAGAUGAAGCGCUGCAGAGCGUUCCAGCUGGAGACUGGGCAGCCGGUAGAGAACGUCCGCUCCGUCUGCAGAGGGAAGGGUAAAAUCCUGGUAGGAACCAAAGACGGAGAGAUCAUAGAGGUUGGAGAAAAGAACGCCGCCUCCAACACCAUGAUCAACGGACACACUCAGGGGGGCAUCUGGGGUUUGGCGACUCAUCCUUUCAAAGACGUCUUCAUCUCUGCCAGUGAUGAUGGGACCAUCCGGAUAUGGGACCUGGCUGAUAAGAAACUUCUGAAUAAGGUGAGUUUAGGUCAUCCUGCCAAGUGCACCUCCUACAGUCCAAACGGAGAGAUGGUUUCCAUCGGGAUGGAGAACGGCGAGUUCAUCGUCCUGCUGGUCAACUCGCUCACCGUGUGGGGAAAGAAGAGAGACCGCAGCGUGGCCAUCCAGGACAUCCGGUUCAGUCCAGAUAACAGGUUCUUGGCGGUGGGUUCAGUGGAAAGUGCCGUGGAUUUCUACGACCUUUCUCUGGGUCCGUCCUUGAACAGGAUUGGCUACUGUAAGGACAUCCCCGGCUUCGUCAUCCAGAUCGACUUCUCUGCCGACAGCAAACACAUCCAGGUGUCCACCAGCACCUACACUCGCCAGGUGCACGAGGUGCCCUCGGGGAAAGUGGUCACAGAUCAGGCCGUCUUUGAGAGGAUCACUUGGGCUACCUGGACCAGCAUCCUCGGCGACGAGGUUCUUGGCGUUUGGCCUCGUAACACUGAGAAGGCCGACGUGAACUGUGCUUGUGUUUCACACGCCGGUCUCAACCUGGUGACUGGAGACGACUUCGGCCUCAUCAAGCUCUUUGAAUUCCCGUGUUCAGAGAAAUUCGCCAAACACAAACGAUACUUCGGCCACUCAGCCCACGUGACAAACAUCCGCUUCUCCUGUGAUGAUAAAUACGUCAUCAGUGCUGGAGGCAGCGACUGCAGUUUGUUUGUGUGGAAAUGUCAGUGAGAUCUCCAUAAACCUGAAUCCUCCUCCUUCCUUUCCUCCUUCCUCUCCUCCUCCUCCUCCUCCUCCUCCUCCUCCUUCCUUCCUCCUCCUCCUCC
This is a messenger RNA of Labrus bergylta (ballan wrasse), 3140 nucleotides long. NCBI's taxonomy places the organism in Eukaryota, Metazoa, Chordata, Actinopteri, Labriformes, Labridae. The record is from RefSeq and is a predicted model, not a curated record.